CUUGCCGUAGAAAAACAGUAAUGGCGUCCUCCGCGGAUGUACACGUCCGAAUCUGCGGACAAGAAAUUAUAAAAUAUGAUCUAGAAAUUAAAGCUCUCGUUCAGGACAUCAGAGACUGUCCUGGACCUCAGUCUGUUCUCAUGCAGCUCAACUCUCAGGUCAAAGAGAAAUUCAACAAGCUGAGGAUGAGAAUACAGGACCUGGAGCAGAUGGCCAAAGAGCAGGACAGAGAGAUGGACAGAUUGGCCAUCCGGGCAGAGACAGAGAGCCAGCGACGGCAAAUGCUGAGUAACCAGACAGCGUGGAGGAAAGCUAACCUGGCUUGUAAACUGGCCAUAGAUAAAACAGAGAAGGAUGAGCUGCUGCACGGAGAAAACCAGGUCACCAGACAGAGGAAAGUGACCAAAGAGAAUCUAGUGGAAAGCAGCAGCAACAUCACGGAGAGUCUGAUGUCUCUGAGCAGGAUGAUGGCUGAACAGGUGAAGCAGAGUGAGGAUGCCAUCGGCACAUUGGGUACGUCCUCCAGGACGGUGCAGGAAACCAACGAGGAGUUUAGAAACAUGACGGGAACCAUCCACCUGGGGAGGAAGCUCAUUCUUAAGUACAACCGGCGGGAGCUGACGGACAAGCUGCUCAUCUUCCUGGCUCUGGCCCUCUUCCUCGCCACCGUCCUCUACAUCCUCAAGAAACGCAUCUUCCCCUUCAUUUAGUCAAACGACUGGAUCAGUGCGCAUUCUGAGACAGAGGCCUCCGCGAACACGUGGUGACAAGCGAAAACCUAUCACUCCGAAUGUAAAAUAUGCAAAAUGUGGGUUUUAAGGUCAGCUUAAAUAGGACUUCUUCAAAUAGUGUAGCGAGUGAAGCUGAUAUUUGAGAGUUUAUUCGAAAGGAAAGCGUAAAUCUUCAACAGGCUGUCAGCGGGUGUAACCGCAGCAUCUAUUUUUUUCUCGCAAAUGGUCUCACGACGGAUGAGCCUCCGUGACCGCACUUAAGAUUUCUGUGGCUGCAUCAUCUUGAUGGGACUAUUUGUACUGAGUGGACUAAUGGUGCACACUUUUAGAGGGUUAGUCCUGCAGGAAAUGUUUGCUGUUGCAUUCAAAGUGAGGUUCAAGAGAUAUAGCUGAGUUUCUGCCAACUUUCUGACCUGAAGCUGUGUGAAGUUAAUUUUAGAAACCGCAGAGGCAUCGAUUUUACCUGACAUUCAGAACUAACCAAGGAACAGGUCACGAUCUGCUAUACGGUCCUUUUUUGUUUCAUUGUUAAACUGUAGAUUACAGAGACACAGUUGUUGUUUACUUCACCAGUCAAACGUCCAGGCUACUGAAUCAGUAAUCUGAUAAACCUCAGAUGGCCCGCCGGUUUGUUUGGACAACAUUUAAUAUUUAAGGGGUGCGUUGUUGUGCAGCUUCACUGCAAAAGUGACUGCAGACGUCAAAAAAACUCGACAUAUAAUUUUUUUUAGAUGCAACACUGAAUUUAUGUGAAGAACCAUUAACCGGGACAGAACUGGCUUAAUUAACACAACCUCUCUCUGGCCGCUGACGCCAUCGUAGCUUGACAUUGUUUACAACUGUGUGCGUGUGGUUUUUUUUUUACAAUUCAUUGAAAUAAAGAUGAACAAAAAAAAAAAA
Messenger RNA from Mugil cephalus (flathead mullet), 1631 nucleotides. It is a transcript of the gene bnip1b, whose product is annotated as BCL2 interacting protein 1b. Bases 21 to 710 code for a protein of 229 amino acids. Gene Ontology annotation, biological process: retrograde vesicle-mediated transport, Golgi to endoplasmic reticulum. The transcript is spliced from 6 exons. Lineage: Eukaryota; Metazoa; Chordata; Actinopteri; Mugiliformes; Mugilidae. Gene Ontology annotation, molecular function: SNAP receptor activity. The record is from RefSeq and is a predicted model, not a curated record. Gene Ontology annotation, cellular component: endoplasmic reticulum; SNARE complex.